UUCAACGCAUCAACCCGUUAAACCUGACUAUCACCUGAACCCAUUUUACAUUAUUAUUUCUUUUUUGUUUUUUCAUUCUUUUAGAACAAAACUAGCCGUUGUAGUCUACUCAAACCCUCCCAUAUCACUCCCCCCUCCCUACUUCACACUUUCUUCCUUCUCCCAUGAAACCUUCCUUCUGUCUCUGUCUCUCUCUUUCUCUCUCCUCUCUUCUCUACUAACAACAACAGAAGAGAAGACAAAUCCAAUUUAAUUUUGUUGGAUUUUGCUCUAGAUUUCAUCAUUUAUUUUCCAUUUUUAUUUUUCAUUCUUUUUUUGGCAUUGAUUGUGCAUUUUUCUUUGCAUUUUGAGUAAUGGGUGACCGAAAAAACAAAGGGUUACCCUUAAAUUUGCUACAAUUUUUCAUACUGUACUCAAUUUUUCAUCUACUAUGCAUUUCCCCUGAAUCUGUAACAGGACAAGAAAACGAUGGAGUGACAAUAAUCACCGUCAAUGAUUUCCAAGCCCUUCAAGCCUUCAAGCGGGAGCUUAUCGAUCUUCGUGGCACACUUAAGAGCUGGAAUGGGACAAGAAAUGGAGCUUGUUCAGGUAGCUGGGCAGGGAUCAGGUGUAUGAAAGGACAAGUGGUAGCAAUUCAACUCCCAUUUAAGGUUUUAGGAGGGAGACUUUCUGACAAAAUUGGUCAGUUUAAACAGCUUAGGAAGCUUAGUCUUCAUGAUAAUCUUAUUGGGGGUACUAUCCCUUCAUCUAUAGGGUCACUCCCUAAUCUUAGAGGUCUUUAUUUGUUCAGUAAUCGAUUUUCUGGGACUAUCCCUGCUUCAAUUGGUAACUCCCCUCAAAUUCAAGCCAUUGAUCUUAGUAAUAAUCAGCUUAAUGGGUUAAUUCCUGCUAGUCUUGUUAAUUCUCCUAGGAUUCAUAGGGUUAAUUUGAGUUUGAAUUCGUUUUCGGGUUCGAUUCCUCGAAGCUUUGCUCUUUCCUCUUCCCUUAUUUUCCUUGCCCUUCAAAACAAUAACCUAUCUGGAUUAAUUCCUAGUUCUUGGGGUACCCUAAAUCUAAGGUCAUUGACCCUUGAUCAUAACUCUUUCUAUGGCAGUCUCCCACAUUCUUUGAGUAAGUUGAGUCAUCUUGAGGAGUUAUCUUUAAGUUAUAAUAAGAUUAAUGGUAGUUUGCCUAAAGAAAUCGCUGGUUUGAAGAAUUUGUCAUCCCUUAAUCUUAAGAAAAACCAUCUUACAGGAGAUAUUCCAUCCAGCAUUGGUAACCUUUCUAGGAUCAGUCUCCUUGAUUUAUCUGAAAACAAUUUCACAGGAGAGAUUCCAGCCUCACUCGAAAAUCUGUCGAAUUUGACCUCCUUUAACGUCUCCUACAACUCUUUCUCCGGCCAAGUUCCGGCCCGCCUUUCAAAGAAAUUCAACUCCUCUUCAUUUGUGGGGAACAUUCAGUUAUGUGGGUUUAGUCCUUCAACUCCAUGUAUUUCAGCAGCAUCACCUCCAGCUGAGAGCCCAUCAUUGAGUCCAUUAUCCAGUGAUGAUGAUCAUGAACCAAAGCACCACCAUAGAAGAUUGAGUACCAAGGAUAUAAUCCUCAUAAUAGUGGGAGUACUCCUUUUAAUCUUGUUUAUACUUUGCUGUGUUUUGUUGUUUUGUUUGAUCAGGAAAAGAACAGGUACUAAAGCUAGGAAUGGUAAGUCUGCUGGAGUUGAGAAGGGUUUUGCUGCUGCAGGAGGUGCUGCUGGUGCUGAUACCGGACCGAAUGGCGGUAAAUUGGUGUUGUUUGAUGGACCAUUUGUGUUCACAGCUGAUGAUUUGUUGUGUGCAACUGCUGAAAUCAUGGGGAAGAGCCCUUAUGGAACUGUGUAUAAGGCCACGCUUGAAGAUGGGAAUCAAGUAGCAGUGAAGAGGCUUAGGGAGAAGCUUGCAAAGACUCCUAAAGAGUUUGAGAUUGAAGUUGCUGCACUUGGAAGGAUUCGCCACCCGAAUCUUCUCCCCCUCAGAGCCUAUUACUUGGGACCUAAAGGAGAGAAGCUUCUGGUGUUUGAUUACAUGUCUAAGGGCAGUCUUUCUUCGUUUCUUCAUGCUAGAGGACCGGAAACCACGAUCGAUUGGCCAACGAGGAUGAAGAUAGCGAUUGGAGUAACGCGUGGAGUGAACUAUAUCCAUAACCAAGAGAACUUAGUUCAUGGAAACCUGACUUCAGGUGAUGUUUACCUAGAUGAGCAGAACAAUCCCAGAAUAUCAGACUAUGGGAUUCACAGACUGAUGACUGAUUCUGCAAACACCAAUGUGAUUGGCACAGCUGGAUCAGCAGGUUACCGCGCACCUGAGCUUCCCAAGACUAAGAAGACAACAACAAAAACCGACAUCUACAGUUUAGGGGUGAUCAUAUUAGAGCUUUUGACAGGGAAGUCACCUAAUGAGGCAGUGGAUGGUUCAGAUUUGCCUCAGUGGGUAGCAUCAACUGUUAAGGAAGAGUGGACUAAUGAGGUCUUUGAUUUGGAGUUGAUGAGAGAUGUUUCAACUACAGGUGAUGAAAUGCUUAACACAUUGAAGUUGGCCUUGCAUUUGGUUGAUCCUUUGCCUGAAGCGAGGCCGGAUGUUCAGCAGGUUCUUCAGCAGUUGGAAGAGAUUAACCCUAAACUCAUUGCUGAGACACCUGAGGAAUCUGCAGAAAAAACCCAUCACUGAUCUGAAUUCUGAAAGCUGGAAUUUUUUUGAAUUAUAUACAUACUUGUGAUAUACUAUACACUUGAUUCUUUUCUAGUUUAGGUCUUCUGUUAUAGAUGUAAUUGUUGUAUUUGGUAUAGAUGUGAAAUUUGUUAUUCUUUAAACACGAGUUAAUAAGGUCGAAAGACACAGCAAGAUGUAAUUUAAGCAAUAUUGGUUUGUUGUAUACACACCAUAAUCAAUGAAUUUGAGGUAUUUCAGUUA
This is a messenger RNA of Spinacia oleracea (spinach), 2924 nucleotides long. Its product is annotated as probably inactive leucine-rich repeat receptor-like protein kinase IMK2. Gene Ontology annotation, biological process: protein phosphorylation. NCBI's taxonomy places the organism in Eukaryota, Viridiplantae, Streptophyta, Magnoliopsida, Caryophyllales, Amaranthaceae. The transcript has 2 exons. The coding region runs from base 354 to 2681 and encodes 775 amino acids. The record is from RefSeq and is a predicted model, not a curated record. Gene Ontology annotation, molecular function: protein binding; ATP binding; protein kinase activity.